Molecule: messenger RNA, 1056 nt
Organism: Enterobius vermicularis (human pinworm)
Lineage: Eukaryota; Metazoa; Nematoda; Chromadorea; Rhabditida; Oxyuridae
Source: the annotation of a GenBank genome assembly
UUGGAACAGUAUCGGAAUCGUGUCAUAGAUCCAUAUGCGGAAAGUUUGGAGGGACAGGAGUUGGUGGACUACAUAAAUCAGAACCAAAAUUUAUGGCGGGCAAAACUGAAUACUAAAUUUGAUGACUACUCGGACCGAGUAAAGUAUGGUUUAUUGGGGGUCGAUCAUGUAAAGCUUUCUGUUAGUGCGCGGAAGAAUUUGUCUCCGACAAGAUUUUAUAAUAUCUAUAUUCCUGAAAACUUUGAUGCUCGUGAAAGGUGGCCUUAUUGUGGAUCUUUGAAGAAUAUAAGGGACCAGUCAUCUUGCGGUUCUUGUUGGGCAUUUGGUGCAGUUGAAGCGAUGUCGGAUCGUAUCUGUAUUGCUUCUAAAGGACGGAUACAAGUUUCUCUUUCUGCUGCAGACCUGCUCAGUUGCUGUAAAUCGUGUGGUUUUGGCUGCGACGGAGGUGAUCCCAUGGCGGCCUGGAAGUACUGGGUGAAAGAGGGGAUAGUUACUGGGAGCAACUUUUCCAUGAAUCAGGGAUGCAAACCGUACCCGUUUCCACCAUGUGAACACCACUCAAAUAAAACUCAUUAUAAACCGUGUCAGCAUGACCUAUUUCCCACUCCAAAAUGCUCUAAACAAUGCAUUGAUGGUUAUAACAGAAGCUACGCCAGUGACAAGUUCUACGGAUCUACUGCGUAUGGAAUUGCUGAUGAUGUUGAGGCGAUUCAGAAGGAAAUCCUUACAAAUGGUCCUGUUGAAGUUGCUUUUGAAGUCUACGAUGACUUUUUGCAUUAUGACGGAGGGAUCUACACGCAUACAGGAGGAAAAAUAGGAGGAGGCCAUGCUGUGAAGAUGUUAGGUUGGGGCAUUGAGCAGGGAGUACCUUACUGGAUCGUUGCAAAUUCUUGGAAUACUGAUUGGGGUGAAAAUGGGUUCUUUCGAAUAAUUCGUGGUGUGGAUGAAUGCGGCAUUGAGUCGGGUGUUGUUGCUGGGAAGCCAAAAAUAAAUUACACUUACAACAAGUUAGAUUGGCAUCAGAAAUCUUAUAAUACUGCUAACGAUCCAUUUUAA